Rhineura floridana is the source of this 3782-nucleotide messenger RNA. RefSeq names its product SWI/SNF related, matrix associated, actin dependent regulator of chromatin, subfamily a like 1 (gene SMARCAL1). The record is from RefSeq and is a predicted model, not a curated record. Bases 522 to 3446 code for a protein of 974 amino acids. Gene Ontology annotation, molecular function: ATP-dependent chromatin remodeler activity; ATP binding. Gene Ontology annotation, biological process: DNA repair; replication fork processing. The transcript is spliced from 17 exons. Gene Ontology annotation, cellular component: nuclear replication fork. NCBI's taxonomy places the organism in Eukaryota, Metazoa, Chordata, Lepidosauria, Squamata, Rhineuridae.
CCCACAAUGAGAGUCGCGAGGGGACCGGCGCUUUGUGGUGUGCGUUGCCUGCUGGGAGUUGUAGUCAGGAGGGGCAGGUGGGAAGAGGCCUUGAAGGGGCAAACUCUUUGAGGCUAUGGUGCGGGCCUCUGGAUACCGGCCGAGUUUGGGUAAUGCGGAAAACCAAUACGGCAGCAAAGUUUCCUGGAAAAGGACUUUGUUUUUGGCUUCGUGGGGUUGUGGAUAGAACGAAGCAUCGUUUAAUUGCAUAAAGCGACUGAUGCUCACUUUAGGGAGUAGUCUCGUUAAGGAGUAUUUGGGGAAAGGCAGCGGCACGACUAUAGGAGCGGGUGGGAAUUUUCGUUUAGGUUGAGACAACGGGGAGAGGGUUUGAGAGCCGUGGGGCUAGAGAGGAGUGGGUUGUGUCCCGCCUUUGUUUGAGUGAGGGGGUGAAGAGUCACCUGAGGAAUUAAAAGAGGACUGAGCAAUGGUCAGAGACUACACCCCACUUUGCAAGACUUUCAAUGAACUCUUAACAGAAGAUGUCAUCUGGACUCACAGAAGAACAGAAAAGGAAGAUUGAGCAGAAUAGGCAGAAGGCUUUGGCAAGGAGAGCAGAACGACUAGCAGCUCAGCAGGGUGGCUUUGCAAAGAAGCAGUCUGACCUGCAGAAUCUUGCUAGCUGUCAAGGAAAACUGCCACAGCCUUUGAAGAGGGAGAACCAUCAUACCAACCUCAGCAGCUGUAACCUCCAGGUCUUGGACAACCAUGUGUUGCAGGAGGGCCUUCAAGUGCCCCACAGUUGCUUUGGCUCAAACCAACAGGUGGCCAUUUUGUGUGGUGCCCUAUGGAAGAAUGAUUUGGAGCCAUCGCCAGUGACACAAGACUCUUUGAGUCACUCUCGUGGGUGUUAUUCUGAUCUGAGUGCUCAGGAGCAAGGUAAAGCAAUCCAAUGUGAUUCUAACACGCUGCACCUAACUAAAUGUUGUGCAGAAAAGCAUCCGUCUAAACUGGAUGGUAAUAGAACCCCUCACAAUAUUGAAGACUCAAAGAUUUGGAAUGUAACUACCAGUGGGUUUGGUGGCAUUAAAUGUAUGCCACCAAUGGACACCAGCAGCACUGCCUUUAAUGAUUGUGAAAAGCAGGCAAGUCCCAGAAAUUCAACCUGUGAACUUUUUGCCAAAAAAGAAGGUAGUAGCAUAUUGCAGUUCUAUGGCACAAAAAAAUGUCCAGUGCCUAUAACAGGAGGCAAGCAACAGAAACCACCAGUUCCUGGGACUGCAGGCAACAUAUCCGAGAUGCCCAUACAGAAAAACGCACACAGUGUCCUCAAAGGGAAAUGUGUGAAGCACUCCAAUGACCGAUUUCGGGUUGAAAUAGGAUACAAUGCUGAACUUAUUGAAAUGUUCAGGAGCUUACCAAGCAAAAAUUAUGAUCCUGCAACAAGGAUGUGGAAUUUCAGUCUGGAAGACUAUAGUCAUCUCAUGGGAGCAGCAGAACAGCUUCCUUCUGUGACUUUGACACCUCUGGAAGGAAUGGAAGCAACCACGAGGGCCACUGAGUCUUCUGUUGGUAGAAGCCCUCAGUUGAGGUCCCUCUUGCAGAUGUGCAUUGGCUGGCAGAAACCGUUGGCAACUAUCAGAGGGAAAUGUGUGCUGAUUUCAUACUCUCGGUUUGAAGUAGACAUUGGCUAUGCCGCUGACAUCAUAGGGGUGUUCAAGCAGUUGAAUUCUAGGAAUUAUGAUAUGAAGACCAGAAAAUGGAAUUUUCUGCUGGAAGACUACCUAAGACUAAUUGAACUGGUAAGGAACUUACCAGCAGUGGAGGUAGAACCAUUGCCUAAGCCAGUAGUACAAGCCUUUGCUGCGCAGUUUGAGAAGUCCAUCGCAAAGGCUGGAGACAUCCUUGAAGUGGACCUUUCGGGAGUGGAUCCUAAAGUUGUGGCCAGCCUCAUGCCGUUUCAGAGAGAAGGUGUGAAUUUUGCCAUCUCCAAAGAAGGCCGAUUGCUUCUUGCAGAUGAUAUGGGCUUAGGGAAAACAAUCCAGGCAAUCUGCAUUGCUGCAUAUUAUAGAAAAGAGUGGCCACUGCUGGUGAUAGCUCCUUCCUCAGUGAGAUAUACAUGGGCAGAGGCUUUCCACAGAUGGCUUCCUUCCUUGUGCUCAGAUACCAUCAGUGUCAUAGCAACGGGCAAGGACUGCCUCUCAGCAAGAUUGAUAAACAUUGUCAGUUUUGACCUUCUCAGCAAGAUGGAGAAGCAGCUGAAAACCACCUUCCAAGUUGUGAUUGUUGAUGAAUCCCAUUUUCUUAAGAAUGGGAAAACUGCUCGAUGCCAGGCUGCAAUGCCUCUUCUGAAGGCUGCCAGACGAGUAAUCUUGCUGUCAGGAACCCCUGCUAUGUCACGCCCCGCAGAGCUGUAUACGCAGAUUGCAGCUGUCAGACCGUCCUUCUUCUCUCAGUUCCGUGCCUUCGGGCUCCGCUACUGUGAUGCUAAGCAGCGGCCUUGGGGGUGGGAUUAUUCUGGAUCAUCGAACCUUGGUGAGCUGAAACUUCUGCUGGAAGAAUCCAUCAUGAUCCGUCGCCUGAAGUCUGACGUGCUUUCACAGCUCCCUGCAAAGCAGCGCAAAAUGGUGGUGGUAGCUCCUGAAGGCAUUAAUGCAAGGACAAAGGCUGAGCUGGCAGCGGCUGCAAUGGAAAUGGCCAAGGGUUAUAAGAGUAAAAAAGAACAGAAGGAAGCUCUUAUUCUAUUUUACAACAGGACAGCAGAAGCCAAAAUCCGGUGCAUCAUAGAGUAUAUUCUAGAUCUAUUGGAAAGUGGAAGAGAAAAAUUUCUUGUGUUUGCUCAUCACAAACUCAUUCUGGACACAAUCAGUGAGGAACUGGAGAAAAAGCACAUUGGGUACAUUCGCAUUGACGGUUCCACGCCCUCAGCAGAGCGUCAGUCCCUCUGCCAAGAAUUCCAGUUCUCUGAGAAGCACUCUGUGGCUAUCCUCUCCUUAACAGCAGCUAACAUGGGGCUUACCCUGUCAUCUGCUGAUUUGGUUGUGUUUGCAGAGCUGUUCUGGAACCCUGGGGUUUUGAUCCAAGCAGAAGAUCGGGCACAUCGAAUUGGGCAAACAAAUUCUGUGAAUAUCCAUUACUUGGUAGCAAAAGGCACAGCUGAUGAUUACUUAUGGCCUAUGAUUCAAGAGAAGAUUAGAGUCUUAGGAGAAGCUGGCCUGUCUGAAGCCAAGUUCUCUGAGACAGCUGAAGCCACAGAUUACUUCUUCUGCAAGCCGGACCCAAAGCAGCAGACCAUCUUAAACCUUUUCCAGAGGACCUUCUCUGAGGAUGCAGAUGAUGUGGACGAAGCCCUGCUGGUGGAAGCUGUCGAUGCUUGUGAAGAUUCUGGACCACAGACUCCAUCAAGUGAAACAGAAGCAAGUCCAUGCAAGAAACAGCGUAUCGAUGACUUUUUUUGCAGACAGUAAUGUUGUAGAAAAUGUUGCUUUUUAUUAUCUAAGGUUGUAUUAUUUAAGGUGGAAAAAAUCAGUGUAAAUUGUUUGAUUGUUAAAAUAAACGUAAUAUCUAUUUUUAAGGUGGGCUAGCCUGUUUGCUGUUAGCUGUUACUCUUUAUUGCUUCUCUGGCUAGGAAAUCAAGAAUCUGCAUUUUGCGGCUAUACCCCCAAUCCAAUAAAAUCUGCAGUGAUGCAGAUGGGUUUUACUACUUGAAUCUUUGCUGUAUCUCUGCAUUUAAUGCCUCUCCACAGGAUUCCUCGGGAGAUGGAAUAUUCUCCUCAUGCAGCAAAUAAAUCCCAUUCUCCAAA